Bombyx mandarina (wild silkworm) is the source of this 2379-nucleotide messenger RNA. It is a transcript of the gene Cpsf73, whose product is annotated as cleavage and polyadenylation specificity factor 73. NCBI's taxonomy places the organism in Eukaryota, Metazoa, Arthropoda, Insecta, Lepidoptera, Bombycidae. Gene Ontology annotation, molecular function: 5'-3' RNA exonuclease activity; RNA endonuclease activity; RNA binding. Gene Ontology annotation, biological process: mRNA 3'-end processing by stem-loop binding and cleavage. The record is from RefSeq and is a predicted model, not a curated record. Gene Ontology annotation, cellular component: mRNA cleavage and polyadenylation specificity factor complex.
GAAAAAAAAUCGGUACCGUACCAUAACCUAACAUGUUUCUAAAUUGUAACUGACUGGAUUACAGGAACUGAUUCUAACUUAUAAAGUAAAUCUUAAUGGUAGUUAUUAUACGUUAUUUGAUUAAUCGUCACUUAUAAUAUAACACCACAAAGUUUUAUCUUAUUGUGAUUAAGCUAUUGGUUAAAUCCCUGUAAAUGAAUAUUUGUAAAUAAACAAAAUGACUACAAAUCCAAGAAAAGGCACUGAUCCAGUGCCUGCGGAGGAAAGCGAUCAAUUGACAAUAAGACCACUUGGAGCUGGCCAAGAAGUUGGCAGAUCAUGCAUCAUGUUGGAGUUCAAAGGGAAAAAGAUAAUGUUGGACUGUGGCAUCCAUCCUGGUUUGUCUGGAAUGGACGCCCUACCCUUCAUAGACCUUAUAGAGGCAGACGAAGUGGAUCUUCUGUUAGUUUCACAUUUUCAUUUGGACCACAGUGGAGCCCUUCCGUGGUUCCUGACGAAGACUUCCUUCAAAGGUCGAGUUUUCAUGACACAUGCCACUAAGGCUAUCUACAGAUGGCUCGUUUCUGAUUAUAUUAAAGUUAGCAACAUAUCAACAGAACAAAUGUUGUAUACGGAAUCGGAUCUAGAAAAUUCAAUGGACAGAAUAGAAACUAUAAACUUCCAUGAAGAAAGAGAUGUACGGGGUGUCAAAUUUUGGGCUUACAAUGCUGGACAUGUACUCGGAGCAGCCAUGUUUAUGAUUGAAAUAGCUGGAGUCAAGAUAUUAUACACGGGAGAUUUUUCAAGACAAGAGGAUAGACAUUUGAUGGCUGCAGAGAUACCGACGGUUCAUCCUGAUGUUUUGAUUACUGAGUCCACGUACGGCACGCACAUCCACGAGAAGCGCGAGGAGCGGGAGAGUCGCUUCACGGGGCUGGUCAGCGACAUCGUGGGGCGCGGCGGCCGCUGCCUCAUCCCCGUGUUCGCGCUGGGCCGCGCGCAGGAGCUGCUGCUCAUACUCGACGAGUACUGGUCGCUGCACCCCGAGCUGCAAGACAUUCCCAUAUACUACGCGUCCUCACUGGCCAAGAAGUGCAUGGCGGUGUACCAGACCUAUGUUAACGCGAUGAACGACCGCAUCCGGCGCCAGAUCGCUAUCAACAACCCCUUCGUGUUUAGACACAUCUCCAACCUGAAGGUCUACGCCAAUAAGGGUAUAGACCACUUUGAGGACAUAGGGCCGUGCGUGAUCAUGGCGUCCCCGGGCAUGAUGCAGUCGGGAUUGUCUCGGGAGCUGUUCGAGUCCUGGUGCACCGACCCUAAGAACGGAGUCAUCAUUGCGGGUUACUGCGUGGAGGGGACGUUGGCGAAGACGAUCCUGUCGGAGCCGGACGAGAUCACGACCAUGUCCGGUCAGAAGUUGCCGCUGCGGAUGUCCGUGGACUACAUCUCGUUCUCGGCGCACACCGACUACCAGCAGACCUCGGAGUUCAUCAACAUCCUGAAGCCGCCGCACGUGGUGCUGGUGCACGGCGAGCAGAACGAGAUGUCCCGGCUGCGCGCGGCGCUGGAGCGGGAGCACCGCGGCGCCAUCCUGGUGCACACGCCGCGCAACACGCAGCCCCUCGCGCUCUGCUUCCGCGGAGACACCACCGCCAAGGUGAUGGGUUCCCUGGCGGUAGACCCCCCCAAGGAAGGUCAGGAGCUGCAGGGCAUCCUCGUCAAAAGAAACUUCAACUAUCACAUUCUGGCGCCCGCAGACCUCAACAAGUACACGGAGCUGGUCCAGUCGGAGGUGACGCAGCGGCAGUCGCUGCAGUACGCGGGCUCGGUCCCGCUGCUGCGCCACGUGCUCAUGCAGCUCGCCGGACACAUCGACUUCCUCUCGGAGACCAGGUGGCGCCUCUACUCCUGCAUCGAGCUCACCAUCGAGAGCAGCACCAUAGUGCUCGAAUGGCGCGCCGGGCCCGUGGCCGACAUGUACGCCGACGCGCUGGUGGGCGCCGCGCUGUCCGCCGCCGCGCUCGCCGCGCCCGCCGCCACGCACCCGCCGCUCGCGCCCAAGCUCGACCGCAUGCACUUCAAGGAGUGCGUUAUAGAAAUGUUCCAAGACAUGUUCGGUGAAGACUCCGUGCCGAAGAUGUUUAAGGGAGACAAGCUGUACGUCACCGUCGACGACAAGCGCGCCGACAUCGACCUGCAGAGCAUGGAGGUCCGGUGUCCCGAGGAGCCGUCGCUGGCGUCGUGCGUGAGGUCGGCGCUGCAGCACCUGCACGCCGCGCUGUCCCCCGUGCGCCCGCCCCCCGGCGCCCCGCCCCCCGCGCCGCCCCCCGCCGACUCGUGACGCACUCGUGUAUCUAAACGUUUCUCAAUAAACAUGCAAUUGAUUGUGAUAAACUA